This is a messenger RNA of Prorocentrum cordatum, 2409 nucleotides long. The record is from the annotation of a GenBank genome assembly. Lineage: Eukaryota; Dinophyceae; Prorocentrales; Prorocentraceae.
AUGGCUGCCGCGCCCGCGAGCCACGAGUAUUCCGACGAGCGGGGCCCAGGGUUCGCUGGUUACACCUACGACCACAUUGCCGACGCUCAGCCUCGCUGGCCCGCAAGGCAGCCCAGCAUCGAGGAGCUGAGCGACAAGAGCGAGGAGCAGUCGCCACUAGCGGACUUCGACCGCGAGCACUCGCCCGAACCGCCCGUCCCCGCUGAGCAGCAGUCGCCGAUGGAUGCGUCCGAGGGCGGUGUUUCCGAGGAUGAGGGUGCGACGGCUGCGAACGUUCAGCCGCCGCCGUCGGCCGCCCCCGUCGAGCAGCCUAUCUUUUCCACGCCGCCCAAGAACGUGGACAUCAACGCGGUGAAGCGCAUGGCACUUGAUGUGGGAUCCAUGGCCAGUGGUGGCGACGAGGAUGUGGUGAUGAAAGGCUUGGUCAACUUCUACAAGAGCCCAGCCAUGCAGGCUCUAAUCGGCACCAAGAAGCGUGCACCUCCUACCGUGGAGCUCACGCAGGAGGAUCAGGACGAGAAAGAGAUGUGGGAAAGGCUCCAGGCGAAGAAUUUCGAAUUCAUCACGAAGGGGCGGGCGGGGAAUCCCAUAGCGGGGCGGUGGCAGCGCGAGAUCAACAAUCCCAAGUCCGACCUGAAGGAGCGCUACGCUGCAGUUGGCACUGGCCGCACGGCGCAGAUGAACUUUCGCAAGCAGUGGGCGUCGGACAAAUACAACGAGUACAAACGCACCGCGACCGUUACCGAGACCCACAGCCAGGAGUGGAUGAAUACCGCGAAGUUUUUGACGGUUGGCCGCAUAGCGUGGAAGUUCGGGGGCGGCAAGGUUGGGAUGCGAGCUGCCGUCACCCAUUGCACAAAGGCCCUGCAGAUGGGAGAGGAGUUCUACGAGUUCCACGAGCAGGGCGAAAUCAUGCUCUUCCUUUUCGGGGAGAAGGGCUUCAACGAGGGCUUCAAGAAGGCGUGGACCAAGCAUGAGGAGUGGACGUCCACGAUCGCGAAUGCCUCGGGCACGCAGGUGGCUGAUAUGAAGCGCCCAGCUGCAGCAGGUCAGGGCUCCGAUGAUGACUCGGAUCCCGCGCCCGCCAAGCAGCAGAGGGCGCGCGGUUCAACUUCGGGCCUCAGCGACGAGGAUGCGCAGAAAAUCAAGCAGGCGCUGGAGGAGCACAUAAUCGUUCCAACGGACGCAUGGUACGCCACGCAGAAGCUGGACGGCCCGCAGGACUCCGACGUGCUCGUCAAGAACAAGACGCUGCUGGUGAAGCUCAGGAAGAUCCAGCCCCAAGGCAUUGCCCAAAGCGCUCUCCACGGCAUCCUGUACGACCGCGCCAAGGCUAUGGAGGGCGAUUGGCACUUAGCCGACGAGGCCUCCACAUGGGCAACGGAGAAGGCGAAGCACAUUCGUUCCAUGAUGAGGCACGUCUACAACGCGUGCAGGAAGGAGACCCCGCCUAAGUGGGCGGCCGAGAACUUCCCGACCAUAGGCGACGACGACGGCGGUGACGGCAACGACGGUGGCGGUGGCCGGCAACCGCCCACGACGCCGCCGAGGAGGCCGAGUGGCGCGGUCGAGUCGCCGUCGCCUGCCGCCCGGGCGGCCGCCGUGGCAGCGGAGGGCGACACGGGCCACGGGCCCGACAAGUGGAAGUUCGAGUACGACAAGGAGCUACAGGCUGCGUGGCGGAUCCCGAAGCGCGCCGUCAAGGGCAAGGGCACGCCCGAGUACGCUUCGCUCGAGACAAAGCACGGGGUGCUCACUGCGACCUUUGCUGACGGAGUGGUCUGGGAAAUUGGCCCUGCGAGUGAGGCAGCGCCCGAACAUGACGGAGAGAAGCCGUCCAAGCCCUUCAAGAAGGACCCGCUCUUGGUGGUGUGGUCGGGUCAGAAGUCUGAGAACGAGCUACUGGAGGCGAAGAUUACGAAGAAGAAGCAGGACGAGUGGCUCACCCUGUGGAACCACGGCCUCAAGACAUCGGCUGGCAACAGUACGGCAGUACUCCAACUCCGAGGGUACCCAUCGAUCGAAUGGGGCAAGAAGUGCAUGGCAGACCUGGGGCAGAAGUACAUCGAAGGCUGGGACAAGGCGAAGCUGGAGGCGUACAAGAAGUCGCAGCUGAGCGAGGCUGGCGUGCUCACGCAGAGGGCCCGUAAGAGGCCCGCUGUCGCGGCGCCCGCCGACGCGCAUCCAGCGGAUGCGCCCGCGGAGAGCGGCGGCUGCCAUCCACCAGUUGCGCCAGCGGAGAGCCCGAAGAAGAUCCUCAAGACGCCCGCCCCGUCCAAAGUCCUUAUCGAGGGUGGCUCUUCACCGCUGGCCAAGUCGCCCGAGAAGGUUCCUGAGUGCGAGUCGGCGCCCUCGAACCCCAUUUCGAGGAUCCCGAGUCCGCCGAGUGUGCCUGGUUUCAGGUUUUGA